UGGAUGGACAAACAAUUGCAAACAAGGUGGUUAAUCAAACUCAAAAAGCCAUUCACACUCAGCUCCUCUGCCCUAUCUACACUGCCACCUGUAGGGGUCAGUAGCGCUCAUUAAGCGCGCUGAAUCCUGCAGUGAAGAAGAAGAAGGGCCACAUUGCGCAGGCGUACACCACGUACACCGAUGAUCAGAGCUGUCUUGAUGCUAGCUGGCUUGCUAAUAACGGUCUGUCAAGUCGCACACAUUGGGCUACAAGGGGGAAGCGCAGCGGUGGAGAAGAAGGGCGACCCAAGCGCCGCUACGAAAUGGCCGGGCAACAGUUCCAGUACGAUGACAGCGGCAAUACAUUUUUCUAUUUCCUCACGUCCUUCGUCGGACUUAUUGUGAUCCCAGCCACAUAUUACCUCUGGCCCCGGGAUCAGAAUGCUGAACAACUGCGUCUGAAGAGCCUGAGGAGGGUCCAUGGCAGGUGUCUGUGGUACCGGCUCAGGCUGAUGAAGUCACAGCAAAGUAUAGUCCCAACACUAAAGAAAGCAGCCUUGUUAUUUGGCUGGGUCGUGUUCCUGCUUCUAGCCUACAAGGUGUCCAAGCUGGACAGAGAGUACCAGGAGUAUAACCCAUAUGAAGUCCUCAACUUGGACCCGGGUGCAUCACUGACAGAAAUCAAGAAGCAAUACCGCCUACUGUCACUCCAGUUCCAUCCUGACAUGCCUCGUGGUAGUGAGGCCAUGUUCAUGAAAAUUGCCAAAGCCUACGCUGCUCUGACCAACGAGCAGUCACGAUUGAACUGGGAAAACUACGGUAACCCAGAUGGUCCAGGAGCAACCAGCUUUGGUAUCGCCUUGCCUGCCUGGAUUGUUGACCAGAAGAACUCAAUGCUGGUUCUGUUGGUAUAUGGACUAGCCUUCAUGGUGAUCCUGCCUGUUGUUGUGGGCACAUGGUGGUACCGCUCCAUCCGAUACAGCGGGGACCAGAUCCUCAUCAACACCACGCAGCUCUUCAUGCAUUUCAUGUACAAGACGCCCAACAUGAACAUGAAGCGGUUAGCCAUGGUGUUGACAGCAGCGUUUGAGUUCGACCCUCGCAGCAAUAAAGAAGCCACAAUACGACCAACAGACAACAUCGAAGUGCCACAGUUGAUCCGUGAGUUGGGAAAUAUCAACGUGAAGAAGAAGGAGCCUCCUUUCUGCUAUCCGUACAGUUUGAAGGCCAGGGUAUUAGUGUUGGCUCACCUGGCACGCAUGGACGUAUCAGAGGAGCUGGAGGAAGAUCAGAGGUUUGUGACGAGGAAGAGUCCAGCUCUCCUCCAGGAGAUGAUUAACGUGGGCUGUCAGCUUACCAUGAUGGCCAACAGCAGAGGAGGUUUCCACGCUCCUCGGCUGGUGACCAUAGAGAACUGUAUGAAGCUGACCCAGAUGAUAGUGCAGGGUCUGCAGGAGUCAAAGUCUCCACUGCUGCAGCUGCCCCACUUUGAGGAGGAGCACCUCCGCUACUGCAUCUCUAAGAAGUAUAAAGUUCGGAGCCUCCAGGACCUGGUGAGUCUCAAGGACUCGGACAGAAGAAGCAUGCUGCGUUUCUUGGGGGAGGAGAAGUACGAUGAGGUCAUGGCUGUGCUGGGCAGCUUCCCUCACAUCACCAUGGACACCAAACUGCAGGUCCUUGAUGAUGAAGACAGCAAUAACAUCACAGCAGGCUCUAUCGUCACAGUAACCGUCACCUUAACCAGAAAAUGCAUGUCGGAGGUGUUUGAAAAGGAGCAGGAGUCAACACCGUGUCUAGCAGAUGAGGCUACAGCUACAGAGGAAACAGGAGACUCGAGUAAAACCAAAACAAAAGUGUGGCAGAACAAGAGUAAAGGGGCUAAGAAGACAGCAAAGUCCAAGAAGAAAAAAUUAACCAAGAAGAAGGCCACUCCAGCUCCUGCUAAAACCAAGCAGGCCAAUGGCAACGUGGCAGGAAACGAAGUCGUUGUAGCAGCAGCAGCAGCGAAAGAGGAAGAGGAUGACGCUUCAGACAAGGGCAGCGAAUCAGACGACGGCGAAGCCAACAAGGACUCUCCGAGCGAGAGAGACGAAGACAGCGACAAACAAAGCGACACAGAGGUGGACGAGAUGGGUGGCGACGAUGAAGAGGAGUGGGAGGCGUUGCAGCAAAGCAUCCAGCGGCGAGAGCGGGCCCUGCUGGAGACCAAGUCAAAGGUGACGCACCCCGCCUACAGCCUCUACUUCCCCGAGGAGAAGCAGGAGUGGUGGUGGCUCUACAUCGCCGACCGCCGAGAUCAGACCCUCGUCUCCAUGCCCUACCACGUCUGCACGCUAAAAGACACAGAAGAGGUGGAGCUGAAGUUUCCAGCCCCCUCCAAAACAGGAAACUACCAAUAUUCUGUCAUCCUUCGUUCUGAUUCCUUCCUGGGAUUGGACCAGAUCAAACCACUCAAGCUGGAGGUCCACGAGGCCAAGGCCAUGCUGGACAACCACCCACAGUGGGACAUCCCCGACACGGAGGAGGAGGACGAGGAGCAGGAGGACAGCGACGGCAUCGAGGAGAGCGAAGACGACGACGAGGACAACGACUGAACGCGGAGAUGCACGCGCGCUCGGCCCCGCCCCCCUCCCACGGCCUCCCACUCCCGACCCCACAACAGCACUCGAGAGCAGAGAGAACGAGGAGCAGCAAAGCUGUGACCGCCACACACGACAAAACACACACAGAAUCACGGGGGACACUUUCUACACACAGAGCCCUCCUUCUUGUCCUCCAUUUUAUCUUUACAUGGACUGUGACCCCCGCCCCUCCAUUCCCCCCCUCCCCCUUUUCUACAGAGACUUGUUCAUUCACUUUCCGCUGCCGGCGGAAGAGAAUUCUGUGAAUACUUUACCCAGGCCCGUGUGAGUGUGUGUGUGUGUACGCGAGAGUGUGAGUGGACGUGGGCGUGUGUGUUUGUAACAUCGUAUGUGUUUGUACAGGUAUGAAAGAUAGACACACUGUGGACUGGAGGACCUAUUAUCUGGGCUCUUUUCUUCUUUUCUUGAGGGGGAGAGGGGGAUGUAUAACAGCUAACUCGGUUUGCAAAAUUAACAAAAACACAUGACCUCCGUACGGGAAUCAUGACAUCGCUCUCGCUCCUAAUUUUAAAAAAAUCACUCGGCACCGAUGUUUUCCACACCAAUGAUACUUUCUAUUGUACACUUAAACCUGCAGAAGUGUGAGCUUUAGCCCGGUUCGUCUGGGAUCUCAUCAUCCAUUGGGACGUUUGCUCCUUUCAGCACACGGGGGCACAGUUGAGUCUCGUCAGGCUUCUUUUUCUUCUUUCAUUUUAUUUUCCGCUGUCAAACCAGCCAGUCACUUGUAUGUACUUGUACUCACUGUAUGUUUAAGGAGACGUCUACAGAUAGACUCUGAUCUCCAGUCAGUUCCGUUAAUCCCGUUCCUGUGAUCCACAUCAAACUGUAUUUUUCUGAACUGUUGGUUGAAAGCAGGUGGAUCUUGAAAUGAAUUGACCUCAAGUAUAAUGGGGGGAAAAUGGCAAAACUUGCAGUGUUAAGAUUUGUUUGAAUUAUUGAGUACUCUUUGUGUCCAUAUACUACAUUCAAGUUGUGACCUUUCAGUCUUUUUAAGGGGCUCAGAUACUGAUAUAUAUAGAUAUAUACAUACUUGUGGCUUUUCAGAGAAGUGACUUCCUUUCUCUUCAUUGUUUUUUUGUUUUUUUCCUUUUACAAUUGUAGCACAUUCCAGUGUAUACUCAUUGUCCGAAAGGCCUUAUGAAUACAACUGAAAUACCACAACACACAAGUCCUGGGGUGCUAUGCACCAGCGCUUCUUGGGAGAGCAGAAAAAAAGUUUAUUUUGUGUUUUGUAACAGUGUUUUUCUUUUGUUUUAAUUAAGUAUUUUCAUAGUAGCCUAGAGCUCCUCAGUCUUGGAAUACAUAUCACUGAUCUUGCCAUGAAAAAGUGCAGUUUUGUCUGCUGGAAGAGGAUUAGCAGUCGUACGUGACAUGUGACCGGCCCUGUGUUGAAGGGUUUGCAGUGUGGGGUCACUGACAUGGGCAGCACUCAUGAUCUGAAAAGUGUCUCGAACAAAAACCUAUUGAGAGUAACUUCUAGUGUCAGGGUGUGUUCACACCAAACGCAAAGCAAAUGUUCUCCUGAACGCAAGGAAGUGAGAAGAGGCGGGAUUGGCGCCGGGAUGGGAAUGACGCAAAAAAGAAAGUAGAAAUUUGUGUGAUGCUGCGUCGCAAAAGCCUAUCAGACUUGUGAUUCUCCAAAGCACUGAUCGCGCCAGACUCCAUUCACAAAACAAGCAUUUUAAAAGGUGUUUGUCAGAUCUGUCCGCAAGAUGUCAAGCAAAGCAUGAAUUUAGACUUUUUACAGAUCUGCAUCAUGAUGUAGUCUAUUCAGUAUACUUUUCAUCCAUUUAUUGCAAUUAAGUCACAACAAAAUUGGUUUAUUUUGGCUUCAUACUGCUGUUGCGGCAGUCUUCCAGACACAAUUCCUGGAGAAGGCGGUGAAAUUGCCUGAGCCCUAUGUACCUCCAAAUGAUGAUAUGAACACAGACGCAACAACAUUUUGGUUUUUUGACUUAUCUGGGACCUCCACAACUGGUACAAAGCAGCAGUAGGGGUUAUUUCAACCAUAGUUGAUAGACAAAAAGAACAUUGUUGGUAUAUACACCAACACAUCUUGCGUGAGUAAGUGAAUAAACAUGAAAUGAUGCCAAUAUCAGCGGUCAAACCUGUGUGAGCAACAUGAGUUGAAAAUUGGCUCCAUGUUUGCUUCUGUCCAGCACCUUUAGGCAUUACAGCAGGACAAACUCUUUUCGAAGUGUAACUGCCAUUUCAGACAAAAGGUUUUUCCCCCCAGAUCUAGAAUAUUUUUGUUUUUAAAUGUUUCUGUCUGAGGAGUACAGAGCAGUUCUGGCUAACCAAGAGAACCAACUUUCAUUUAAGAUUUGUUGUUUGUACCUCUCACUUCAGUUGUAGUUAUAACAAAUGUAACACAUUGUCUUGUUUUGUUCCCAUCUAACCCUUUUUUUCCCCUUUUCUUUUUACAUCUGUUGGACUCGAGUGCAUAAAAAAAAAUGAAGCAGAAAAUCAGAGCUUCCUUGUGUAGCUCUGGGCUCUCACUGUAUGUCGACGACUUGACAGUGUUUAUAAGAAAUGACUAAUCUUUCACCAUGAAUAUCCAUACUGAACAGUUCUGGGAUUUUUUUUUUUUUUUACACUACUGUGUAAUGUUAGUGUGGGAGAGAUAAAGGUUUCUGUGAGCACGCUCUCCUGAAACGACAUACACACUCACAAACUCACAUGCGCGCACUAUACCCUCGAGUAAUUGAAAGCAGGUUUUGCUAACAGGUAAUAUUGUACUCUGAGUAUUUAUCGCUCUGCAAUAGAAUGUAGCAUCAGUGAUUUACGCUGUGUGGAAAAAAAACUGCAGUGAGGUUAAAUACGACACCAUCUCUCCCAUGACAGAUCUUGUCCAGGCGACUGGCCGGCAGGCCGCCUCAGUUUGGACAAACUACCCAAUGACUCUCUAUCUGCCACUUUUGUUUACAAAGGAACUGUCAUUGUAAAUGGAAAAAUAUAUUAUUUGUAUUUAAAAUCAUUUCAAUAAAAACUUUUAAAUGA
Molecule: messenger RNA, 5621 nt
Organism: Centropristis striata (black sea bass)
Lineage: Eukaryota; Metazoa; Chordata; Actinopteri; Perciformes; Serranidae
Gene: sec63
Product: SEC63 homolog, protein translocation regulator
Exons: 20
Coding region: 303-2573 (756 amino acids)
Biological process (GO): post-translational protein targeting to endoplasmic reticulum membrane; SRP-dependent cotranslational protein targeting to membrane
Cellular component (GO): Sec62/Sec63 complex
Molecular function (GO): transmembrane protein transporter activity; RNA binding
Source: RefSeq, a predicted model, not a curated record